Molecule: messenger RNA, 2864 nt
Organism: Hypoxylon fragiforme
Lineage: Eukaryota; Fungi; Ascomycota; Sordariomycetes; Xylariales; Hypoxylaceae
Exons: 2
Coding region: 664-2292 (542 amino acids)
Source: RefSeq, a predicted model, not a curated record
CUCAUCACCUCUUAUCCAGCAUCUAACGUACAAUGUAGGUAGAACUCCUCACCCUAGAUAAGUACGACGUAGUAGUUAGCAGUGCUAACCUUGAAAGUGUAUGGUGCUAACUUGCUAAGUAUCUCUUAGUAGUAGAUCCUGUAACUACGAUAAGUACAGUACUACUACUAGGUACAGUAUGUACUGAAGUGCCUGAACAGUAUGCACUGAACAGUACUUACACAAUGAACGGGUUACACACCUACCACCUUUUACACACUUUACCACGCACCACACACUCAACCAACCUAUCGUAUCUUUUUUUCUUCUUUCUUCCACUUUUUCCAUGUCAUGCAUGCAUCGGGAACUCAUUGACUGGAUUGAAUGAAUGAAUGAUUGAUUGCACGAGCGGACGAAAAACGAUUGCUUGUUGGCCUGCUUAAGCUUAGAAUAAUACUUUCUACUCAAUUCUGUUAUUUGAUUGAUUGCGAUACGAUACCCCCCCAUCGAAGCAAGAAAAAGAAAAAGAAAGAGUAUCAUUCGGUGGAAUCAGACUCGAUUCGGUAGGAUCAUUCGUCGGUAGACCGGAAAGACACGAUCUAUUUCCGACACACCAAAGAAGAAAAAAAUAAAACCAAGACCAAAACCCUCAAAACCCUAACACCUCCCAACCCUCAGCACGACAUGGGUAACAUACUCUCUACUUUCUCUAGCGCCACUACUCUCGCCCAAGAGGAGAGAGAGGCCAUAGAGAAAAAGAUUGCCGAAAGAGAUGAGAACAUUGCUACCCUCGAGAAGAACUUGGCUACCAAGGAAGAAGAACUUGCAGGUGCAAAGAAGGACCUCACCAAGACUUCCGAGGAACUAGAACUUCUCCGAAAGAAGGUCGCUGAGUUGGAAGCCCAAUCCAGCACAGCCGGCCAGAGUACCCAAGAGCAGAUUGAAAAACUUCAAGCUCAAUUGAAGCAAGCCGCAGAUGAUUCCACUCAACAGAUUCAUGGUCUAGAGGAGGUCGCUGCUGCUCGAGCAAGCGAGCUUGACCAAGCCCGUGCUCAACUCGCCGAGCUAGAGGCGAAGCUCAAUGACUUGCAACAAACGAAAACCACGUUGAGUGAGGAGUUGUCGGCCGCCAAGCGGGAACGCGCUGAUGAAAUCGAGCAACGAAACUCCCUCGAGGCUUCGCUGAAGGAGCAACUGGCCACCUUGAAGGAAGAACUCCUCGCCUCCAACAACAAGCAUGUCGCAUUACAAGAUGACCACAACAAGCUCGCAGAGCAACUGGCAUCCCUAAAGUCCAGUCAAGGUGACGAGUACAACGCUCUUGAGGAGGCACAUGCCCAACUGAAGAAGGCAUCCGAGGAAGAAAUUACGUCGACCAAGAACAGCCUAACGGACAUUGAGCAAAAGCAUGCCAGUUUGCAACAAGCAUACGACCAAUUGGUAGUGGAAUCUGGCGAGAAGGUCACUGCUGCGGAGCAGAGCGUAGCCGAGUGGAAGUCGAAGCACGAGACCCUGCAAGGGGAAUACGACAGUCUCGCGAGCGAAGCGGCAGCUGCGAAGGAAGAGGCGGCCAACGGUGAUGAGAAGAAGAAGGCUCUCGAGGCUGAGUUGGAACAACACCGCGCCGAUCUAGAGAAGCUCCAACAAAAUGUGGCCGCCUUAGAAGAAAGCCAGGAGAAGUCGAAAGCUGACCACGCGGCCGAAAUCGAGAGCGCUAAGCAAGAAGUAGAGCAACUUCAGGAAAAGCUGAAUGCACUUCAGGGCGACCACGACAAGCAAGCAGGCGAGCUUAGCGGCGCACAAGCCGAAGUUGCCGAGCUACAGAGCAAGCUCGCAUCUGCGCAAGCCGAGCACGAGCAGUUGCAACAGCAGCACCAAGAGCAGGUCGCAGCGCUUGAAAAGGCCAAGGAAGAAGCUGCCGAGUUGCAGGAGAAGCUGAAGUCUGCCGAGGAGCAGAACGAACAACUGCAGAAGAAGCACGACGAGCAAUCAGCGCAAAUUUCUGAUCUGGAGGCCAAGAUAACAAAGGCUGGGGAGGACCUUGAAGCAGCACAAACUGACAAGGCGGCUCUUGAGUCCAAAGUCAGCGAGUUGGAGUCCGAAAAGCAACAAGACCAGGAAGCUCAAACCGUCCUGAGUACCAAGCUAGAAGAAGCACAAGCCACCAUUGCUCGCUUGGAGACCGAGAAGGAGGAAUUUGCCGUAAAAAUCGAAGCCGCCGAGAAAGAAGUCAAGAAGGUGAAGGAGGACCACCCUGCUGAGGCCAAGGUGAACGGUAACACGAACGGUACAGCAGCUGAGGAAGAGGCUUAAGGGAUCCUGGAAAACCUAGGAGACCUAGGAAACCCAAGAAUCUCUGGGUGAACGGCCCCUCCAAACGGCACCAUGAAUGGCACGAAGGAACCUUAAUGUUAAUCUUAGUCAAAAUGUCCUGUGGUGACAUUGCGAAUCGUCCACUCUUAUCCAAAAGUGAAAAACGGUUAUGCGGUUCGAAAGGUUACUUAACAACAACUCGUGGCAUUGCUAGCUUUCCACCAAUGAAACUAGAGGGUGUGGUGUUGUAGGUUUUACCUUACUUUGAGCAUGCUAUCUUGCCUGGAAACAAACAAAAAACAACAACAACGACAACAAAUCUUCGGAAUAGGUAAACGCUCGGGUUCAACGGGAAAUGGUUUUUAUGAAUGAAGGGCUGGAUAGGUAGGGAAUACCACUAAUGAGAACGUGGUCCAAGGAAUCGUAUAAGGAUGAUGUGCUGUGUUGUCGUUUGUCCUAAUAGUUUCCCUAACUUUAAUCGAGAUCGGGCUUAUGUAGAUGAGGUGAUGAACUGGUCUGAGAUGAAGAUGAAGAAGAAGAAGCUAUUUCAAUAAAGAUACCACACUCAUUAA